GCGGGAUUCUUUUCCUCGAGAGUUGGUAAAUUUUAUGAGUAAUAAGAAAACGUUAACUACCAGAUAGACAAGUAUGUGGAACGACACAAAUCAGUUUGGUGGUGGAUAUCAGUCAAUGGAUACUGGUUUUGGAGGUGGAGGUUACAUGCAAGAUGCUGGGGGAUUUGGUUCCCCAAUGACAGACUCCCAGGAAAAGAAGCGCUCCCCAAUGAGAGCUCAGUCCAUCCUUCCAUGCUCCAUCAAGCAGCUUCACAGUGCAACAUAUAACCAAACAGAAGAUGCCUUCAAACUAGGGAAUAUUGAGUUGAACCAGGUAUUCACAGAAUGAUUACAUCAUGCCAACACGAGGAAGGCAUGUCUGUAGCUGAAAUUAAACAAAAAGUUAGAACAUCAGAACAACAAAUCAGGAGUACUUUAGAGUGGCUCAGCAAUGAAGGCCACAUCUAUUCCACCAUAGAUGAUGACCAUUUCAGAUCUACGGACAGCUAUUGAGAAGAUUUAGGUCCACUUCCACUUUUCACUUGCUGCAGUAACACAUGCAACCAUAAGAUCAUGACAGACUACAGUUGUUUAGCCCAAAUAGCUGAGAUACAAAAACACUAUGCUAUCAUACUGAAGUAGCAAGAAGACCUCCUCACUUUGCUAUGCAAGUCUGUUACCCAUCUUAUUCCAUACCUGACAUAUUGAAAAGAACACAUGAUUCUUAGUAGACACUUAGUUCUGUUUUGUUUAUUUGGUCUUUGUGUUUGUUUGUUUGUUCAUGUAUUUUCAGCAUUAUCUUGUUCUCAUGUUGGUCUACAUUUGAUAUCACUUAAGUGUUAGUAUAUUUAGUGUUUAGUGGGUUGUCCUCAAUAGUUAAAUGAAUUUUAUUACCUGCUGAAAAUUUAACAGUGAUAAUCAUGCAUGAAAGAUAUAAAUUCUGUUUUGUUAUAGUUAUUUGUAAAAAUGAGCCCUGGUUAUGUGGGUACCCUUUGAUAGUACCAAUGCAAAUGCAGAUAAGCAAACAACUAUCCUAACAAUGAACGAAACAAACCUAACCUUAUUUUCAACAGGUUAUUUGCAGUCUCUUUUAACUGCGAUUUUUAGUCCUUGCAACUGCAGUCUCGAUUGGGUCACUGAGUUGCACUUUCAGCGUUUUUUGUUAUUCAUUUGUAAUAAUCAUGCAGGUCAGGAUAGGUUGAGCUAAAUGAGUACAGAAAGCAAAAUAUUUUUCCUACUGAGCUGUUUGCCUAACCUUUUGUACAACACAAUUAAACGCAACGUAACGUGGAGAAGUA
Molecule: messenger RNA, 1277 nt
Organism: Pocillopora damicornis (cauliflower coral)
Lineage: Eukaryota; Metazoa; Cnidaria; Anthozoa; Scleractinia; Pocilloporidae
Product: replication protein A 32 kDa subunit-B
Biological process (GO): DNA replication; nucleotide-excision repair; double-strand break repair via homologous recombination
Cellular component (GO): nucleus; DNA replication factor A complex; site of double-strand break
Molecular function (GO): single-stranded DNA binding
Source: RefSeq, a predicted model, not a curated record